GCCAAGAUGGCGAAGACCCACCGGGAAUCAAUGCUGACCACAGCCUGCAUCCAGACCCCGGUACACCCGCACACCCGGACCCCCAUCACUCUGUAUGAGAGGGAGGAGAGGAGGAGGGGGUACAGAGACCCGGAAACCCCUGAUAACAGGCGGGGGGCAGAGAGGGAGCAAGAGGUAAUGGCUGAUUAUACAGUACCAUCAUCACUUAAUAAUAAUAUAAUAAAUAUACUAAUAAUAUAAUUAUAAUAAAAGGCUCGGCUUUCACUUUAAAUGCCUGCAAAUAGUCAAGUUUAUAUUUAUUAAUAAUUUAAAUAAUUUAAAAGUUAUCCUGUAAGUCCUGAUCUUUCCUCUGUUAACAACAAAGGAAAAACAACAGUAAGGAGGUGGUGCUGGUAUCAGUUUAUUAUUAUAAUUUUUUGUAGAGGAGACCAUUUGUAAUUCAGAAUAGCAAGUUGUGUUUUGUGAUAUUAGUUUUUUAUAAGGAAUAAUGCACAAAGGAGCUUACUUCUAGAGUGACCAUGUUAUAUAUGAUCUCUCUAGCAAACCAAAUUAAACGAUAAUAUAGAGAAAUAACCAUAAAAUAUAUGGUAACAUUUAUGGUGUAAUGUAUCUGUGCAGUACUGUCUAGUCUAACAUACAAAUUAUGGCGGUAUAUAUAACAGCAAUUUUAAGUUAAAAAAAAAAAUAUAUAUAUAUAUAUAUAUAUAUAUAUAUACACACACACACAUAUUCCAACAUGAGGACAUAGUCUUAAAUUAGGGGGGCAACGGUUUAAAAAUAAUAUCAGGAAGUAUUACUUUACUGAGAGGGUAGUGGAUGCAUGGAAUAGCCUUCCAGCUGAAGUGGUAGAGGUUAACACAGUAAAGGAGUUUAAGCAUGCGUGGGAUAGGCAUAAGGCUAUCCUAACUAUAAGAUAAGGCCAGGGACUAAUGAAAGUAUUUAGAAAAUUGGGCAGACUAGAUGGGCCGAAUGGUUCUUAUCUGCUGUCACAUUCUAUGUUGCUCAAGUGAUAACUGUAUAUAUAUAGAAACAGUCAUGAUUUUUACCCUCAAAAUCAUAAAAUAGCUAAGUCAAACUAAUGCAAAAUUGCCUAUAGAUAUUUAAACAGGGGACGUAAAGGAUAAUUUAAUCCUGCAUUAGAGUGUGCUUGAGCACAUCUGGCAACCACUUGCACAAGCCUAUGGCAAAAAUGCAGGAUAAAUCAGGCUACUAUAAGGUUGUAAAUAUUAAUGGGAAUUAUGGGAUUAUGGAAUAAAAAGUACCCCCUAUUUUUCAUGCAUUAUAUAAAAAUGCAUAAAAAAUAUAAAAAAAUAAAAACUACAUAUAUUUACGAUUCUCUUGUUUGGCCUGUCCAUUUUAGAUCUGUCCCUAAAAAUUGAUAGAAGCUAUAUACUCUUCACUGCUUGGCUCUCUCCAAGGAGGGGAAGGGAGUUCAUCAGAAGUACUGCACGAGGAUCAGCAGUUUGAGAUAUCACUGCAGUUCGAAGUCACUCUGAGUUGAGGACACAUCCUUUUUGCAACCAUGCAAUGUUUUCAGGGUUUUGGCUUGACAUAAGAGCAUCUUUUAAGCAUCUUUUUAUCUUACAUUGAAACAAAAAUAACUAGUCGUUUAGGUGGUAAAAAAAAAUCAAAACUAACUUGGCAAACUGUGUUUUCUAUUAAAAUUGUUUUAAAUAUGAUAUAUGUCCCGCUGGGAACAAGCCGCGGGCUGCACACUAACAGGCCCACAAUGGGAAACAUGUAAGGAAGGCUGAAAUUGAUGGACGCAAGUCUCUUUUCAGAUAUGUAACAACAAAACUAUAUUUGUUGCACAGUGUCUUAGCACUGUUUACAAACUGGGUAUCUUGGUGUCUUAGCACUGAUAACAAACUAUUAAAGGACCACUCUAGGCACCCAGACCACUUCAGCUUAAUGAAGUGGUCUGGGUGCCAAGUCCCUCUAGGAUUAACCCAUUUUUUUAUAAACAUAGCAGUUUCAGAGAAACUGCUAUUUUUAUAAAUGGGUUAAUCCAGCCCUCAAAGCCUCUAGUGGUUGUCUCAUUGACAGCCGCUAGAGGCGUUUGCGUGAUUCUCACUGUGAAAAUCACAGUGAGAACACGCAAGCGUCCAUAGGAAAUCAUUAUGACAGCUCUUGCCGCGCGUGCACAUUCAGCCGCAUGGGAGGAGAGGAGGAGGAUCGGAGGAGGAGGGCCCUCCGCCCGGCGCUGGAGAAAGGUAAGUUUUAACCCCUUUCCUUUCCCCAGAGCCCGGCGGGAGGGGACCCUGAGGGUGGGGGUACCCUCAGGGCACUAUAGUGCCAGGAAAACGAGUAUGUUUUCCUGGCACUAUAGUGGUCCUUUAAGUUUAACGUAACAUUGAGAACUAGUCUGAGUGCACGACACAUGUAGCCAAGCCUGCUGCUUGUUGAAUCCCCUGUGUCAGACUGGCAGUAUGUUUUGCUGACAAUUUAGUGUAACCUGUAAACUCUAGCAGUCUUUCAAAGAGCUUAAUGGCGGUGAACGUUAGCUCUUACCAUCUGCUACUGUGUGAUCUACAAAAUCAGGCCCAUCUGUUCUCCAAUCCAUCUUAAUAAUGUGAUUCUUAAUUAAACUAGCUGGCUGCACUGAUGUGUACAUUGAAAAGAUUACAUAAAAACAGAAGAAUUUGGUAUACUGUACUAAACUAUGGAAAUUGAAUUACAUAUUGCUGCACUGCUGGAGGGAAUUUAUUGAUCUUUGCGAAAUUAGUGACAUAAACAAGGCAGUUACUGUGAGACACAAGGAUACAACUAUCAUGUGCCUGCACACACUCAUACAUAUGCACACACACACACACACAUACAGACAUACACUGUCAGACAUGUACAGUCCCAAAAAGACAGACAGACAGAUACAAAUAUAGAAAUACUCCUUUUAGCAACCCUCCUUUUGGGUGCAGGAUGAUGGCCUCCUUUGUGUCUUGUGGAAAGGGGUUUGUAGCAAUGAUACCUCACCUUUCUCUUGCACUGUAUCCUAGGAGUAUCAGGAGGUGGUAUACCCUCUCAGCAGAUCUUCAUGUCAGAGUGAAUGGAUUUGUUUAAAGAUUAUUAAUGGGCUUCUCCGUGGGAGUUCUUCAAUGUAGUCUUCUUAGGGGAUAUACUUCUUUCUGCCCAAGUUUUUAUAUAUAUAUAUAUAUAUAUAUAUAUAUUUAUAUAUAUAUAUAUAUAUAUAUAUAUAUAUAUAUAUAUAAUAUAACAACAACAACAACAACCAUAGUACACAUUAGCUCCAAUACAUUCAGUUACCAAAGAAAAAGUUACCUGCGCUCUCUCCCAAAUCCCUAUGCAUAUUUAAACAAAUGGAGGUUAUUUAGUUACUCCAAUGGCCAUUAGAGGGAAAUGCCCACCUGCCACGUCAAGGCAAAACUCUUAGACCUCUAUUAAAGAUAUCUCAAAUUUUUUUUUUUUUUUUCUGUAUUCACUUUUGUAUCACACGGGUUUGUUUUCCUGGCACUAUAGGAUCCCUUUAAACACAAGUCUGGAAAGAUAGCCGGUAUAGCUCUUUUACCAUAUCACAAUGUUGGGUCAUGUAAUUAUAUUGUAGCACAAAGCGGCAAAAUGAGUUACAUUUAUGAAGGUGGGUUUGCGGCGCAGGUGCAAACUCUACAUCCCCAUAUUCCAUGACUGGCAUUAGCCUUUCUUGCUCUAUCCUUAACGUGGGGCUUAGGCAGGAUACAUCUGUACAAAGCCACUCAACCAUGAAUAGCUUUUAAGUUACAAGCUUUAGGGCUGGUAUAGCCAUAUGUUCACAGCCUGUCAUUGCCAUCCAUGGUUGGACAGCUUCUGGAAGUGAAUCGUAUGACUACUUUAGUAAAAUGCAGGAGCUAUGGUACUGUGCCCCUUUUAAAGCUAUUAUAAAAGAAUCUUGAAUGCUGUUAUUGUGAUCACAAUUUAAAUGCACAUUCAAAUUAACCUGGAUUUUCCUUGGAGUAGGAUGAUGACCUUGAUUCUGACAUGGAAAAGGAUGAGGAUUCCAAAACUUGGCAAAAUAGAGACUGGUACAUAGACAUUACCAAACUACAAAAUUCAGACCAAGCCUAUUAUACGCAGCUGGAGAGACUGAAAACUGCUCAUCUGCAGAGCAUGGAGCAACUUGAACGAAUGUAUGAACAGAAAUUAAACCUAAAAGGAGUUCAGAGUACUGAGCCUGACCAGGAAGUUGCCAGAAAAGAAUGGAGGUAAGCAGCUAUGUUUUUGCACUGUUCCUGACACUGGUUCUCAUUUCCUGUAUCAGGAUCCAAAUCUAAGUCCCUAAACCCUGUGGAUAACAGCAGUUGGAACAGACACUUCAUAUUUAUUACAUCCAGACAAAUGAUUUAGUUAUUAUAUCAGUCCUGCCUUUCCAUGUGUAUUGCAGACCCUUUUGACUAUGAAACAUAUCCAAUAAUGUUGUUUUGUCAUGUUUGUUGUCUAUAUGUAAGGAUACAUCCCUUACACUACACCACUCAUGUGAUGUCCUUAGCUCCUCAAGUAGGCACCACAUCAGUUUCCCUCAGACACCUUUGACAGUGUUUCUGGUGCUAGACACUGUAGAUCCACCAAUUUUAUGAUAUAAUGAAGUCACACCCUCUUCAUGAUGUCAUCGGUAUAAAAUCUUGUCAUUGUAAACAUUUACUUAUAUUUUGAGGGUGUAACUAUCAAUGACACGCCCAGGCCUUCAAAUGCUUGAGCUUUCAGUGCCCUGUUGUGGUUCCAUUAUGGUCAUCUAAGAUCGCAUUUCUUUAUUGUUUGAUUCCUGGUUUAUUGAAACCUGCCUGUCUCAACUAUUCUGAUUUCUGUAUCCCUGGCUCGUUUUUUUUUUCUCAAUUCUUGACACUUGUCUUGUAUCUUGGCAUUGCUUAUUUUCUGUCUUUGGUAUGUAAGCCCAGCCACUCUAAGGUCCAGUAAUACUAGUCUGUUUUUGCUUGUCAUGUGUGACUAUCCUGCUUCCUGGGUGACGACCUAUCCUGGUAAUGGAUACUGUUAAAACUGAGAAAAGGGUCACUGAAGUUUUUGAAAUUCAAAUGAACUCUCCAAGCAUUAUAACCACUACAGCAUUGUAGUGGUUAUGGUACCAGGAGUGCAAUGGUGCCUCCCAGAGUAAUUUUUCAAAUCGUUUUAAAAUGAUUUGACAAUAUGGGUCCCUCAGGCACACAGCCUUGGUGUGGUCUUCUCUUGCAGUAGAAGCUGGAUGUCCUCAUUGACCCUGGCCACUUGUACUGUUCUUUUAAGAAUAGGUUGCCAAACCAUGUAAGUAAUUUUUGUCCCUGUCAAAAACUUCCACGAAUAACUGGCAUAGGAUGUCAGUCUAGCGCAGUGACCUCUUUGAAUAAGGAAUUGGUUUUUACUCAUACCGCAAAUGUCAAAUCUCAAAAAAUAUUUGUAAAAGUUUUACAUUUUGACUUAAUAUCGUUAAAAAAAUUUUUUUUAACAGAUGUAAAACCCUAAUUUAAAUAUGUAGUGUUACUUACCCAGUGUGACAAACUGCCUUUUGUCACUGGGUUUUUAUGUGACCAACUGCCCUUUGCCCCUGGCUUUUGGAGAAGCCUGCUUGCCAGUCUCUUGCCUUGUGACUAUGGCCCCUGGGAAGUAUUGCCAUUUAAAAAGUCUGUUUGGGCUUAUUGGUUUUUGGGACACUUUUUCUGCCCCUUUGAAUCCAUGGGAAGGUGUGCCUCUUUCCCUCCCCCGUUUCCUGCCCCAUUGUUCUCCAGCAGGGCUUUGUCCCAGGGACACUGCCAGACUAGUUGGAACUGGAUGCUUUGUCCCUCCUCGGUCUCUCAUCAGCCCUUGCUAAACUUUAACCACAUGGUGAUUUGACUGUGUUCGUGGGAUCUGAGCGCUGUUCGGCUACAAUGAACUGGGGGUUCAGUUCUAUAGAAUUUUAGUUAUGUAUUUUAAUGUGUUUUGUUGCAGUUCUGACUUAGUAAUAUUUUCUGUACCUGGAGAUAAUUGAGUUUACUACAGUUACUUAAGCCAAUUAUCUCCAGGAUAGAGGAGAAAAUUGACCGACUGCACAGCCUAAAUCUGUUGAACUGUUUUGGGCAGAAAAGCCAUGCUUGCAGUCAGUCAAAUAGGAUUGCCACCUAACUUUUAAACCACUGGAGGGAAUGGUAUGAUUUUGACAUAUGUUUGUAUAUGGAGUAUGCUGAUCAGAAUAUGUAACUUUUAUGAGAAUUGCAUGUAUGGUUUGGAAGGCAGAGGGGAGGAUAUGUGUGUCCUAACUGGGAGUUUCUGACUGUAUUAUUAUGUGUUGCCAGCGGUUCCGUUACACCCAGUCAGCACAGAGAUCCCAUAUCAACACAUCUGACACAUAUUUAUACAUCCUUCUGUUAUUCUGUUUUCCUGACUCCGGCUAAUUAUUCGAUUAUUCUGUCUCUCUGUUAUUCUGACCUUGACUUGUAUUCUACUACAAUUUCUCUGUUAUUUGCAUUAAUCUGGGCCACUCUCAGAUCCAGUAAUACGUCUGUUCCAUCUAGUCUGCUAGACAAUGAGUGUUAGGUUAUCUUCCUGUGACAAAAUCAAAAUAUUUAGUACUCUGAUACCAUGUUUGGUUUGUGUGUUUUCAUGCCUCCCAACAUUGACUGUGGGUAGGAUCAGUAGGAGAACAUGGUGAUAAUACCAGACCCAGGAUCUCUGGGAAAAGGGGGCAGGUCACCCAAAAGGGGCAAUUAGUCUAAUGUGCCUCUUUUCCACAAAGCCCUACACAUGCUUGCUCUGUAUGUUGAAUGCACUGAGUUCACCUUGUGCAAACAUUUCAUCUAAUCACUGCACAUGUUGAGGCCCAAAUAUGGGUUUGUGGGAAGUAUGUUCUAUAAUUAAUAUAAGAUUCGUGCCUCUAACAAUGAAUCCCAGUAAAUGUAUCAUCUAGACACAUAUAACAGUCACAUAUAUAUAUCUGUAACUUGUACAAUUUCAAAUAUGUGUCAUAGACAAAGGAACAGAAAUUAAUAAUACUAGUUACUGAUCUUGAAUGUUAAACAAAAAUUUGUCUAUAUCCUCUACAAUACAUACUGCAGAGAGCAGAUAUCAGUUUGGAAUGGUGGCAAAAGUAAAGUGGCAGUGAUAAUGCCAUGCUUCUUCACUCUAACCCUCAGGAAGCAUGUGUCACCUUUCGCCACACAGUAGUUCUUAUUGGGAAGAAAAUAGGUUACUUUUAUGAGGACCUUAGAAUUAUGUAAGAAUUGCCAAUAACUCAUAGAGAUAGAGUGAAAACACAAAUACAUUUCUUUUAGUUUUUUUUUGUAUGAUUUAAAAUUCCUGUAGCUUAAGUAUGGUUGACAAAGUAGUUAUCCUCAAGGGAAUUUGUGCUGAUUUUCUACCUGGUAUUUUUGUCUUUUUUCUUUGUAAUAUUUGGCAACUUGGUCAGUUAAUAAUGAUAUGUAUCAUCUUUUUUAAUGUUCAGGCCACUGUGGGAAGAAGGAUGUUUGCAGCCAACUCUAUGUGAAGAGUGCUUCCUAAAGCACGAUUUCAAUUGCAGUGUUUCUUCACAGUUAUUAGACAGCUCAGCUGAUGAAUUGACUGAUGGAGAAACUUGCAGUGGUUCAGAGGAAUCAGUACCUGCCAGAAGUAAAAUAGCUCAAAUGUGGAAUGGAUUUACAAUUGAGGAUUAUAUUCAAAAUAUGUUGUGUCCCGAUCAUCGUAAGUCCCAAAGGCAGACUAAAAAAAAGAAAGCGUGGUCACAUAAACUGACCAUUCCUGAACCGUUCCAGAUGACAGUAAGGGAAUCAAAGAAAAAAGAGAUGAAUAUAAAAUCAAAGUCAGAAAUUGAACUGGAAAACAACAUGUUGAAAAAGGCAUUAGAAGAGGAGGCUGAAUGUCAGAAGAAGUUUCGAGCCAAUCCAGUUCCAGCAUCUGUCUAUCUUCCACUGUACCAUGAAAUAGUUGAAAGGAAUGAGGAAAGGCGCAAAUUUGUUAAAGAAAAAAGCAAAGAAAUCCUCUUGGCAUCUCAGAAGCCAUUCCAGUUUAUUGAGAGAGAAAAACACAAAAAAGCAGUUCAGAAACUUCACCUCUCUAGACUUCCAAAUCCAGAACACAAAGCCAAACUUUUUAAAGCAAAGCCAGUUCCAAAGUCUAUUUAUGGAGAGUCUGCUAAGGAGAGGCUUAAAGAAGAUGAGUUAUAUCGGGGUAUCAGGAUACACAUGAGAGCACAAGAACUCUUAUAUAGUUCUGCUUACCCAACUAGUACACUAGCUGGGAGCAGUAGAUCAGGAAGAAAGAAGUCAAGAUGCUUAGAACCAAAAGAGGAAAUUGAACACAAACCAAAAAUCAAUUCCUUUGUACCCAACUUUGAAGUUCUUCACCAUAAGAACCAUAAACGCUUAUUAAAAAGCAAACAUUCAAAGCAUGUUACAGUCUGCGAACCUUUUCGCCUUCGUACAGAUCACAUAUCUCAUACAGACAAGAUUCUCAAAGAUAUUGAAGCAGAUGAAGAAUACUUAAAGGAAACACGCUGGCCAUAUAAAUCCCCAAGAAAGCCUUCACCAAGAGAUGCAUGGGAUGACAUAUCACCCCGGGGAGGGCCUCCAUCUUCAACUCCAAAAUCAACAGAAUCUUCCAGAAGAAGGCAACAAGCAAUCAUGUAAACAAACAUGAGUAAUUAAUAAAAUAUGAACUAAAUGUUAACUCUGAAAUUUCUGAAUGUAAAUGCAUGCAAGAAUGUCUAUGUCAAUUACAGUAGUAGUCCUCAGUUUAUAAAAACUUUUUAUUUAUACUCUCAAGACACUCUAGACCAGGAGGACAACAAAAAACACCUGCAAGCUUUGUCUCUGAUUGCAGCUUGGUGGGCAACUCACAAAGGUCUACUGACAAAUGGUGAUUUACCAAUCAAUCAACCAUUCUUCAGUGCACCUUUUUGAUUUGUCCACCAUUGUUUUGAUUUUUUCUGUCCAUGGGGGGCUGCGAUUUUCCCCUGUAUGAUGGAACGUGGAGGGUCUGAAGGGAUCAUAGGAGAUUCCAGGAGUGCAUCUCAACUCAAACUCAUAUUGCUUUUUGCAGCAUUAUUUUAUUCUGUAACGUUAGAGCUCUCCAUCUUCACAUCCAUUUUAUUUAGAGGGUUAACUCUUUAAGGACCCAUGACAGAAUUGGAUCCAUGGCAGAAUAAUUCCAUUAUGCACCAUUUUAUCAGCAGGGACCAUUUCCCUGCUGGCUGUUGGAAAAACCAAGGUAUAAUUCACUACUUGGGCCUGUCCACUGCCAGCUGGGGCCAGAAUUAGAGGUCUUAUACUGACUGAUGAGUUGUAAGCUGCACUCAAAGUGAGUGCUGCUCACAGCACUUUUCAUUUCCGUGUCUGAACUUCUGGGUUUAAAAAUUUGUGUCUGAGCCUCUGGGUUUAAAUAUUCAUUUAAAUUCGAAUUAGAGUAGUGUUAGUUAUGAUGCUAAGAUUUGUUAGGGUAAGGGUGUGUUAGGGUUAGUUAGUGGUUUAGGGUUACAGUUAGGGUAGGAUUGUGGGUAACAGGGUUAAGGAUUAGGAUUAGUGUUUGCUCGGAUUAGUUAGUAUUAGUGGGUCAGAGUUAAUAUUUAGGGUUAGUGUUACAGUAAGGGUUAGCAUUAUAGUUAGUAUUAGAUUUAUGAUGUCAACCUUAAUGGGUUGACAACAUAGCCCUGUAUUCACUUUACUAAUCAGGUUUACGAAAUAUACAAUUAAAAACCUUUUAUGUGUGUAUGUAAAAUAUCAAAACAAAAAAACCCCCGCAAUUUUGCUACAAUGUAAAAAGUGUCUAUACCCUUAGGUAAAUACCCUGUUAUGUCUACUUAAUAUAAAUAUAUAUACUUUUGAGUGGUACGUUUGUUUUCUGUGAUACUAUUAAAUUUAGAAGACAAACAUACCAAAUUUUAACACAGUUACACAUUGAAACUGUAUUAUGCUCCUUAUAUUUUGUGACUUAUAAUUAACAAAAUAAAAUGAAAUCAGAGGCAUUUGAAAAAACAGUAUACAUAUAAUACCGUAUAUACUCUAGUAUAAGACAAGUUUUUCGGCACAUUUUUUAUCCUGAAAAGCCCCCACUUGUCUUACACUCGAGUCAGUGUCUGUAUUAUGGCAACUUACAUUGCCAUAAUACAGACCAGGACCGCCAGGCUCAUUACAAGCCCGGCGGUCCUGGUGGGGGCUGGCAGAGAGCUGUAACUUACCUUUCCUGCAGCUCCUGUCAGCUCCCUUCUCCUCUGGUCCGGUCAGCUCCCACUGUAAGUCUCGCGAGAGCCGCGGGGUCAGAGCGUUGCCACUGGUUGAAGGGACGGAGGAGAAGGGAGCUGACAGGAGCUGCAGGAAAGGUAUGUUACAGCUUGCUGCCAGCACCCCCCCACCUGCAUAGUACACACCACUGGACCGCCAGGGAUUGAGAGCCCCCCCACCCCUGGCCAGCUAACAAGCAGGGAGGGGGGACGAAAAUAAAUAAAGGUUUAAAUUAUAUUAAAAUAAAAUAAAAAAUAUUAAUAAUAUAAAAAAAUACAUAUAUAUUAAAAUAAUAAUAUUAAUUAAAAAAAAUAUAACAAAUGCCCACCCCCCACCAAAGCUCUGCAUCACAUACACAAACACACUCUGCAUCACACACACGCACUGCAUUCAUACACACACGCACACACACACUGCAUUCAUACACACAAACUGCAUUUAAACACACUGCAUUCAUACAAACACACUGCAUUCAUAAACACACAGUGCAUUAUAUACACACACACACUGCAUUCAUUAUAUACACACACUGUAAAUAAAUAUUCAAUUCAUAUCAUUUUUGGGGGAUCUAAUUUUAUUUAGAAAUUUACCAGUAGCUGCUGCAUUUCCCACCCUAGUUUUAUACUCGAGUCAAUACGUUUUCCCAGGUUUUUGUGGUAAAAUUAUAUUCGGGUCGACUUAUACUCGAGUAUAUACGGUAAGUGUUGGUGCAAUAAAUGAAAAGGAUAGACAUUGCACACACACAGCAAAAUGCUAAGUUUGCAUGUGUCGCUAAGUACAAAACAAGCAAACUGAGGCCAUGUCCUUAUGGGGUUAUAGGAGUGCUUGCUUGGUUUAAGUAAUUCAGGAAAUGGACUCAAACAAGAUGUGAAAGUUCAGAUCAGUUCUGGAUGCUUAAUGUACUGUGCAUUUAGUGAAAUUCACUAUCACAAUCAGAAAUUACAGCGCAUAAUCAUUACACUAUUUGGGACCUGGACCACGUUAAGACAAAAGAGAAGCAGAGCAUACUAGCCAGACAAACCAUUAGAUUUUAUUAUUUUAUGAUAAUCCAAAUACAGAAUAAAGCCUACAGACACGAGUAAUACGUAGCAAAUUAAGUGGAAUAUAGUCAUAAAGUGUCCAAAGCACAAACCACAAACGCCAAUGGAAGGUUCCCGCUGAUCAAAUCACUUUUACAACUUUGCACCAUAAAUGGCUUUUAUAUGGCCUAAAAUUUACAACGGUAUUUGGUAUUAAACUAUGUACCAUGAAUAACCCUCUACACUGCAGACAAAUAAUGAAACAUGUUAAUAUAAUGAACAUUUAACUUGUGGCAUUGGCAGUUCUUUGGCUCGAAAAUCUAUAAAUCUAUUCAUCAUGAUAAAUACCUGCUUUUCAGCCCUUGUGAGCUACAAGAAUCUGCAGAUACACACUUUGUUUUUGACAUGACUGAAAUAUAUAUCUUACCCUUGUUUUACUAGCUGGUAGAUGUAGCUUGAGUCUUCCUCUAGUUGGCAGUAUUCCCUUAGUAGGCCCCAUGCAAGUUCCCUUAUCCCUUUUUGGAAACUGACUGGAUUUUGAGUUGGUUUCUAUCCUCACUCAGGAAGUCUAUCGAGGACAAAGAAAAACAGGAAGAAGACCUGAAAAAAAGGACAGCAAGACAGAAACAUCUAAAGAAACGCAUAAUAGCCCGAGCUAAAGCUUUUGAUCCACUCCAAAACAUGUCCUUGUUGUCCUGUAGUAAAUUAAAAGAGUUGAGGUAACUGUUUGAAAUCAUCCAUUUGUAGGCAAGCAAAAAUGCUAGUAUUGUGCUAAUUACGCCACAGCUGGCCAAACAAGAGAUAUAUGCUCCACUUACUAGGUACCGAAAGGUUUUUGCAAAGUGUGGUGGUUGAUAUGCAAUUUAGCUAAUAAUAUGAUGCUGUGAUAUUUGUGUGUGGGAGUGGGGGGAGAGAGGUUAUCAUUAUUAUUUUGGGACUUUAUCUGUGCUCAUUUAGAAAAACUAAAGGAAUUAAUUGCAAGUAGUGCAAUUGUUCUCUUGUUUUGUUAUAUGUAUUUGUAGUAGCCUAAUUAUUUCAAAUACAUUUUUUUCCAGUUCAAACUUUGUUACUUUUUGCAUCAUUUUCCUUUAGUGUAAAACAACUGACUUGUUAUGUAAAUUUGUACAAUAGGAAACAAGACGUUCAAAAGACAAGAGAGUACUUUGAAGAAUUGGGAGCAAUGAAAGAGCGCGUUAACAAGACACCAUUGUUAUUGGAAAGAGCGACAAAGGUUUGUCAUCAGUAUUUUCAAACAUUAACAUUGGUUCUGCUGACACAGCUAACUGAUAACUUUACAAAACAUUUUCUAUAGUUUAUCACUUCUGCUUAGUAUGUACUAACUCGUUGUACAGUUAUUGGUAGCUGCUUAAAAAAAUUCCAUUUAAUAAACUCUGCUCCCCCAGUAAGCAUGCACAGUCUCUCUAGAUCUGAUGAAACUUACCGUUUUAACGCUGAAGAAAAGUUAGUAGAUGUGGGGUUAUUUGUGCAAAAGUCAGAAUAAACAUCUUAAAGUGAAACUAUCAUUCACAAAUAGCUUGGGUUACAAGUUGACAUUCAGAUAGGUAUAAAUUCAAUACAUACACUUUGCUGGUGAAAUCUCUAGCAAAUGUAUUGGUUACAAUAUUAAGCCUUUUGUCCUCGGUUUCCUCACUCAUCAUGGACUCCUGGAGUGGAAAGAGUAGCCAUCCCAUCAUGUCAUCAAAUGACACAAUCAGUAUCACACAGUUCCUAGCAUGUAGGAGCAUGCUUGUAAUUAUGGGAUGCCAUAUCAUCACAUGGAGCUCUGGGCCAAUGGCAUAGCAGCAAAGCCCAAGAAGAUAUUAAAAUGUUGAGUAAUUCUUCAUCUAUACAUUUGCUAGCGCUUUGUGUGGCACAAUGUAGAGAUUACAUUUCAUACUCUUUAAAAUAGCACCAAGUCAUAUUGCCGAACUCCAUUGGAUAUAUGUGCUGGAGCUCACCUAAGUGUUGUGACUGCUCUAGUCAGGGUUGUGUCGAUUGUGAUCAAUUUAUUUAUUUGUUGUGGACUACAUCCCCCAUAAUGCUCCUACACCCAUAAUGCUGGCAAAGCAUCAUGGGAGGUGUAGUCCAAAACAUCUGGAGUGCCGAAGGUUGCCUAUGCCUGGAGCUUGUCCAAGAGGCAUCCAGCUUGCUCAGCAGUUAGGCUCCGCCACCACAAUUUAAAAAAUAAUCUUUUUUAAUGUUACAUCUUGUUUGGCUCUACCUAAAUAGUAAAGUACCUCAAUUAAUUCUAUGCACUAGUUAGCUAUUAUGAAACUACAUCUCCCAUCAUGGUUUCCUAGCCAGAGGUGAGCAUCAAGCUACUAGAUCACUUUCAGUUAAAGGACCACUCUAGGCACCCAGACCACUUCAGCUUAAUGAAGUGGUCUGGGUGCCAGGUCCACCUAGGAUUAACCCAUUUUUUUAUAAACAUAGCAGUUUCAGAGAAACUGCUAUGUUUACAAAUGAGUUAAUCCUUCCUCCAAUUCCUCUAGCGGCUGUCUCAUUGACAGCCGCUAGAGGUGCUUGCGUCCAUAGGAAAGCAUUGUAAAUGCUUUCCUAUGCGACCGGCUGAAUGCGCGCGCAGCUCUUGCCGUGUGUGAGCAUUCAGCCGAAUGGGAGGAAUGGAGGAGGAUCGGAGAGCUCCCCGCCCGGCGCUGGAAAAAGGUAAGUUUUUACCCCUUUCCUCUCCCCAGAGCCCGGCGGGAGGGGGGCUCUGAGGGUGGGGGCACCCUCAGGGCACUAUAGUGCCAGGAAAACGAGUAUGGUUUCCUGGCACUAUAGUGGUCCUUUAAUGGCAUUCUGCAUCCCUGUUUAUCUGUUUCUCAGCCCUGCCUGGCACAAGUCUCUCCAGCUGAACAUGAGGUAUCCCAGCAGAUAUAUCUGUAUCACUAAGCAUCUAUCAUCUACAUCUAACAGCAAUUAUUCCUUUUUCCCCCCUUAGACAAUACUGCUGCUGCUACCCUUUUCACAAUAGACUUUAGUUUUCCUAUUGAUUUACCGCAGUGCUAAGUGAUGCUCUGGAAUUCUGUUCUCAAACAGUUGGAUACAAACUACAAAGGCAACUGUCACAUUCAUAAAUUAUUCUACAUUGUGCUGGACUUAGUAAACACCACUGAGGGCUGUGAGAACCUACCGUGGUGUUCUACCAAUCAGGAUGAAAGUAAAUAGUUAUGGGACUGUUGGGAAGAGUUAUUAUUAAACCAAGCUUUACAUCUACGUAAAAGCAAUUAUUUUACUCUUUAACAUGUCAUAUGUUUAUUGUAUAGUCAUCUUACAUCUUACUUGAAAUAAUUGCAUGUAUCUAUUAACAUAUAAAUAGGAUUUCAGUAUUAUCUCACCUUUCCCCUGCUCCUUUCCCAUGUAAAACAGCUGAUCUUUCCCAGUGAUCUUUCCUUUGUGAUCUUUAACCCCUUAAGGACCAAACUUCUGGAAUAAAAGGGAAUCAUGACAUGUCACACAUGUCAUGUGUCCUUGAGGGAUUAAACAAAUGAUCAUAUUGUCACGAUGAAUGGAACAUUAUGUGACAUCACACAAUUCUGAUGACCUCACAAUGCAGCUUGUUUCACAUGCUUCCUUUUAUAUUCCAUUUACAUCUCUCACCCAGCUGCGGCUACUUUCAGAGCUUGAGCAAUCCACCAGAAACACACACACACACACACACAUACAAAUCAGGCAGGGCUGUUUACAAAUUUGUAAAUUGUUAAGAAUUCAAAGUUAAUUCAAAGUAAAUAUCAAAUUUUAGUCCAUAAUAACUGAAAUGGAAAAUGACUAAAAAAAAAGUCUGCCAUGCUUUCAGUUUGAUUAUAUUGACCUAAAAUUUGAGAUUUGCUUUGAAUUCCAUUCUUGACCAUCUAAACUUUAGCGAACCAUCCUAAGUAUUUGAUGUUUUAGCUUCUCACAAGCUUGCUUUAUAUGCCCCAUGCCUAUAUUUUAGCACAUUUUUUAGGUGAGAUAUUUAUUUAGUGUGGGAGAGUGGCAGAUUACCCAUCAGUAUGUUUUUUACCUUACCUCAUUCUUCAGUGUUUUUCUAUAUAGAAUAGCUGGUCAUCCACCAGUGAUCUAUUCUCUGCUAUACUUUAAUAAAUAGCUAUCUAAUCAUGAUGGACAGCAUUUGUGCUACAGCUCUCACAAUUUCACAAGGCACAGAACGGUUUUGUCACACCACUCCACUCACAUACCAUAACAUCUGUCAUUCACCUUGGGAUGAAUUCCGAUUUGAGAUAAACCACCUGUAACAGCUAUGAGCAUGCCAAUGUAUGUGGUUUAUGUAAUGUGAUUUCAAUUGAACAAAGCAUCUUCUGGCAGUGGCAUUGUAUGAACUCAUAAAUGUAAACCUUGCUUAUUACCAUUUAGACCCAACUACACUUAUUAGUUGGGCCAGGGAUCAUUUCCUUCAUGUAACCCCUACUAUUUAUUUUCUACUUGAGAAGAAACACAUUUGUUGAUUACUUUCACCACUCUACGUGAUUGCUUAGAAAUUCAGUUAAACUAUUUGAAAAGGAAUUCAGUUAAAAGAUUACGUUAGCACUUGAUUACUGGCUUUUCACUAUCCUUCAAAUCUUUACUACUCAGUUAAUUAGUUGCAUCUCAUAGUAAUCAGUCUGAGGGUUUUGUGAAUAGACUGCACCGCGAUAAGCCAAAAGGUUUAAGAAAAUCUGCUUUCAAUAUAUGUCAUGUUAAAUUGUGAACCAAAUCUAUUUAUUUGUUUCAUUGUCAUUAAACCUCUGUUUAUUUCUACUUCAUGCAGAAAAACGCGUGUCUUGCUGCUGAAAAGCAGUACUCUAAGGUGCUAAGAAAUCUGGGCCUGUGCGAGGAUUUUGUUAUACAAAAAGGAAAGAGUUUUGACCUACAAAAUCAUGUCCGUGCCAAUAAGGAAGAACAAUAUACAAACGACGAGGAUAGGUAAUUGGAAAACGUAAUUUGUUUAAUGUCACAAAAUAGCAGCUGGGAAUAUGUUUAUACAAUUUUAGAUUUUUAGAGCGUAACUGUUGUGUGAAAAUUAUUUAGUAGCAUAUAGGAUUUUACUUAUGCCUUGAGCAGUGGUGACAAUAUACACAAUCACAGACCCACAUAAUCACUGACAUACACAAUCAUUCAUACACAAACACAAUUGUUUUUAUUAAUUAAGAGUCCCAGCCUCCCUACCUUGCCCUGGGAGAGAUGGAGUGGAUCCUCACCCUGGUGACCAGUGGGGUUGGUGGGAUUAUUGUGCUCCACAGCACCCUCUAGUGAUGCUGAUGCCAAGAUGAUGUCAUAUCCCAGUUGCCUACACUGCAGGCAGAGCACAGAAAGUAUAGUCCUCCCUUGUUGCCCAUACUCUCCUUUAGUCCGGACACUGAAAAAUUGAGUAAUCACCUGCCUACUCUGCCCAGUUUAGUUAGAGGAGGUGCCUACUCUGCCCAGUUUAGUUAGGGGCCGUGCCUGCCUAUCACCGCUGGCAAUCUAGGUGGGAGUAAUGAAUAAUCUAGAGGGUGAUUGAGCCCUUUUAGCAGUGCCAUCGAUAUAUAUUUUUUUAAAUAGUCAUCAGGUAAGUAAAUAUGCCUGCUAUAAUGUAGGUUGGUAGAUAUAUCUCUGCGAGGAGCAGACGAGAAGGUCACUGGCUAAAUGGACAGACCAAGAAGGGGCGUACAUACCAAUUAUUUUAUUAAUAUUUGUUAAUUACCACGUUGGUGAUUGUGUUACACCUGUGUGGGUCACCAAUUGGUUUUUAUAAUCAGAGUAUUUUAGUGAUCACUUAUACACAUUGUUUCUAUUUUUACCAUACAUGUUAUAGAUUGUGAAACAUGUAUAGAAUAUUUAAAUUGUUUGCGCACCAACUUAUCAAGUAUUUAUCUAGGAUCUUUUUACUAGGGUUUAUGUGGUUGGCUACAUGCCUAAUAGUGACACUAUUUAAUUAUUUCUUUAUGAGCACUUGCACUUUGUAAUAGACUAUAGCGCCAUCUUGUUCCACUUCUGCUGGUUUUUGAAUCAAAGAUAAUACCAGGACAGUGAGCUUGCAGGGAAGGGCUGAUGCAAUUACUAUGAACUUGCAGGGAGAGCAGAGGAGGAGAAAAAAUAAGAAUCUCAGAGGUUCAGUUUCAGAAAGCGUGAUGACAUACAAUCAGAGGUAGAAGAAUAGCAACUGGUGACGUGUUUCAGGACAGUGGGGGAGAGAUCAAGGGAGGAUACAUAUAUCUGUGUGUCACUGGCAUACGUGUGGUAGCGGAAUCCCAAGGAAUUAAUACGUUUGCCAAGCAACAGUAUAAAGAGAAAAUAAAAGGGGACUAAGUAUAGAGCCUUGGGGAAUCUAACUGAAAGAGGCAGUGCUGUAUUCUGGCUUUGUGCUGCUCUAGGCAUGACAAAACCCAGACACCCUCCUCCCCCCUUCAAAUUUCUCUUACUGACAGACACAUACAUAGUCAUUGUCACACACACUGUUUAACCAACACACACUUUCACUGAAACAUACAUAUUCACCAGGGCCGUCUUUAAUAUUGAUUGGACCCUGGGCAAGCAUCUGUUUGGGCCCCCUGGGCAUGCAAUCACUCCCUCCACCCCAACCUAGAGGCGAAACUAAUGUAGAGAGUGCCUUGGUGCAACAAAAAAUAAUUCAGGCCUGCCCUGUAGCACAAGAGUAAAGAAAAGAUAGAUCCCCAUCUGUCAUACAACUCCUGCGAUGCUAUGCCAGCUGGGGAUCUACCAUCCUUGCAGGGUUGUAUUUUUGAGCAGUGUUUGUGCAAAUGAAUGUCAGCAUGUUAUUGUAUAGAGUGUAUGUGUGCAUGUAGGAGUGUAUUUGUAUGUACUGUUACCAUUGGAAUGCAGUGGUGUACUUGUGUGUAGUGUUUGCAUUUUAAUGCAGGGAUGUGUGAUUGUUUGUAGUGUUGGCUUUUAAAUGCAGGUGUACUUUUGUGUGUAGAGUUGGUGUUUGUAUAUAAUUUUAGCGUUUUAAUACAGGAAUGUGUUUGCAUGUAAUGUUUGUAUUUGCAUGCAGGGGGGUGUUUGGAUGUAGUGUUGUCUUUUAAAUACAUGUGUACAUUUGUGUGUAGUAUUAGUGUUUCAGCAAACUGGUGUGUUUGUAAUGUUUGUGUUUGCAGGGGUCUGUUUGCAUGUUGUGUGAUUUCUAUAACACAUAUACACAUACACAUUAACACGCAGAUACACACAUGCUCACACUGACACAUGCUCACACCUUGACACAUACUGGCACAUACACAUAUACACACACUCAGAUACACACCCUUUGACACACAGAUACGAGCACUUUGAUAUACACACACUGGCACAUACACACACACACUGACACAGGUAUAUACACACACACACUCAGAUACACACAUACAUAAAGGUAUAAAUGCAGGGGUGUAUAUGUGUACAGAGCUAGAGAUGGAAUGUAGGAGUGUAUUUGUGUUGGCAUUAAAAUGUUGGGAUGUAUGCAUUACCACACACUCAGAUGCACACUUACACACACACCGAAACACACACACAGGUGCACAUACAGGUGUAUGAGGUAUACAUACACACAGAAACACUGACACACAGACAAACACAGCCAGAUACACACAAGGACAUAAACACAGCCAGAUACACACAUAUAUAUGUGUACAUUUACAUAUUUUAAUCUCUGCCUUCUAGCAGCUCUUGGACAGCAACUCCCAGCAACCUUGGCCAAUAUAAUGUCUCAACUCUGUUCUUACAUACCCUGGUCCAGAAUUUGGCAAAAGUGACAUUUGAAAAUGGUGUACAGCCUUUGAUAACACUUGAUGCAAUAUGUUAAAAUAAAUACUUUUUACAUUUAUAUUUAAUAGGGAACUGUCAGGUUCUUCUAGGAUUUUUAACAUGUACUUAUUCCCUGUGUGUUACAUUACAAACACCAACACUUGAAUAAAAGUGAUAUCAGAAAUUAGCAAAACAAAAAACAAAACAUAUUUAGCCACCCUCCUGUCUCCUUACCUUUUGGGUACAGAAAGGUGGCUUCCCUGGGGUCCAGUGAGAGCUUGUUGGCCCAGGCUGAUGGGAGUCUGCCAUCAGCUUUCUCAGUCCCUCUCCCCCACAAUGCUUGCAUCCUCCUCCAUGUGGUGUGUGCCUCCUCCCCAGCGGCACUGAGGAGGAAGUGAUCAGUUCUUACUGGGAGGAAGCAAUCUGACCUCACUGCCUCCCAGCAUGCCCAGGAAACAAAGAGACUCACAGGGCAGUAUGUGAGGGGGCUAGCUGUGAGUAUGUAGUCAGCCACCCCCCAUAUAACAGGGGCCCGGGCCGGUCCAGAGCAGUAUUAAAGGGCUGUGGCCCCUGAUUACCUCAGGUGCCGCAGGGGGCCCAUGGGGCAGCUGCCUUAGGGCCCCCAGGAGUAACUGGGCCCGGGGCAGCUGCCCCUUUUGCCCCUCCUUAAAGACGGCCCUGAUAUUCACAUACAUAAACACUCACAUUUACAGACACAUACACACUCCCUGACAAGACACACAUGCAUAGUCACUGACAGACACACACUGACUCAGUGUCACACACACACUGGGACACACAUAUACUCAUUGUACUCACUGACCAACACAUACACACUCAAUGACCAAAACACAUACACACCCACAGACAAGCACAUAUAUGCUCUCAGUAACAGACACAAACACACUCUUAACAGACACAGACACACUCUUAACAGACACAGACACACUGUCACUAACAGACACACAAACUCACUAACAGACACACACUGACACACACUAACACUCACUAACAAUAGCUAAUUACUUAUGUCCUACACCUGAUAACUUUUUCUCACUGGUGUCUGUAAGGCUGCCAUUAACCAAUCACCUCCUUUUGAAGGGGUGAGUCAAAAUGGCUGCUCCUACACAUGCAUGUGCUCUCAGUGCAUUCUCAAUGGCAACUAGCCUCAGAGUUCGACCCAUGCCGUUUGUAGUUUUAAAAUACAGGAAUAUUGUAUUUUUUAUCAUAGAAAUGUACUUAUUUGUUCAGCAAAUCUUUUGAAAUAUUUUUGUUUAUUCUUAAAGUUUAUAGUCAAACUGUACAUUAAUUGAAUAUUUUCAUUUGAUUAUUUUUAUAUUUUCUUCUUUUUUGUUUAUCUCUAGCAGCACUGAAGGCACUUUAGAAUUGGAUGAUUUGCAGGAUAAUGAAGAGAGUGAUAAAAAUGGGUCUGCACAUUCUGAGAUCAAAGAUCAGGAGCAGGAUGAAUACAGCGCAGAUAGUGAUCACAGCGACGAUGUUAUAUAACCUCAUCCUCAACCUAUUUUAAGGUUGAGUCAUAUUGAGCUGAUAUAUAGAUUUUUUUGGAAAGAGUGAGGUUAUAAAAUCAUGGUGCUAAUAGUGGUUUUAUCAGUUUAAAAGCAUUAAAUCAAAAUGACAGUCUAUGAGACACAUCCUCUUCUGUUCAAUGCCCCCUCGUUAUCAAUGUAAUACAAAAGAACUUUCACCUUGAUACAGAAAGUGAAAUAAAUACAAAGUGUGAAAACCCCACAAAUCAGGUUUACCUAAAAUAACAGUCCCCUCAAACUGUAGAAGAAUAUGACAGGACUCCUCCGGGUCCUCAAUAGUACCAAUACACAGAGUAUAAGAUUCAAAUUGAUUGUAGGCGUAUCAAAUACUGUGUGAUGACUGAAAAUAUCCUCAGAUGCGAAUGGACAUAUAGAAGAGUGAAAGUAAACACAAAAUAGGUGUAGACCAUAAAAACAAGGACUGACACUUAAUAUUAGUACACUUACAAGAUCCAAGUGUUAUUAGUGCUCAUCACAUCUCAAAGGAUGUAGUUUCUGGCUGGAUCCCAAGAAAUGUUUGGAGAUGACUUGUUGAGAUAUUAAAUGAAUUUAUUGGACAAAAAUAAAAUGAAAACAUAAAAACAAUCAACUCUCUAAUACAGCACCAAUCCUACGCGUUUCGUCCGUUUAAUACCCGGACUUCCUCAGGGGUUCAAUAGUUCUUUAGCAACCCGUGAAUGUAGCUUGUGUCCUUCGCGUCCUUCACUUCUUUUUAUACCGGUAAACUUCUUCCCGCUGCUUUCUCCAGCCUGUCCGCGGCGAGUGAAUCAGCUGUUCCACAUCUAGUGAGUGCGUUCCGGACCUCGUUCACAUAUGGCACGCAUGCGCCUCACCAUUCACUGUUCUUUGAUGGACAUAAUACGUAAUCUCUCUUGUAGUCCAUACCAAAGUUGGACUAUUUUUUAUACUCUCUCUCGAUGGACCAUUUUAAUUGGCAGUGUUGUUUAGUUUUAAUUAUUACAUGCUUGUUUAAUGGUGUUUUUUUGUUUUUUUUUAACAAUCCCUAAAGAGAUACUUGCUGAGAGAAUAGUAUAAAAUAGCUCAAGAAGCUCUACAUUAGCAUGCAGACAAACAUUUUACAUUUACAAACUAAGACUAUUGGCCUUUUUUGUUUUUAUGUAUUUUAAUUAAAGUGCCUUUUUGUUGUAUUUUAGACCAUUUUCACAUUGAUUCUCUUAU
This is a messenger RNA of Pelobates cultripes (western spadefoot toad), 21606 nucleotides long. The record is from the annotation of a GenBank genome assembly. NCBI's taxonomy places the organism in Eukaryota, Metazoa, Chordata, Amphibia, Anura, Pelobatidae.